Messenger RNA from Hemicordylus capensis (graceful crag lizard), 2281 nucleotides. It is a transcript of the gene NUP43, whose product is annotated as nucleoporin 43. The transcript has 9 exons. Gene Ontology annotation, cellular component: nuclear pore outer ring. Bases 469 to 1530 code for a protein of 353 amino acids. The record is from RefSeq and is a predicted model, not a curated record. Gene Ontology annotation, molecular function: protein binding. Lineage: Eukaryota; Metazoa; Chordata; Lepidosauria; Squamata; Cordylidae.
GUUUGGGAAAGCUGCCUGUGCCUUUAAGCAGAACCAUGUGACUGAGUCUUGUUUCUGUCUAUUUAUAACCGUGACCCAGUCCAAUCUGAAAGGCUCAUUUGCAGUGUGGCGGUAUGGGUGGAUUCUUCGGGCAGUGCUGAAUUUUCGAAGAAGGCUUUCAGAGCCGCGAUGUCCACUACCAACCAUCUGGAGCCACCACAACAUACAUGUAGACUGGUGUGCUUUCCGUCGUGUGAUUGCACCACCGGCUUCGUCAUGCACGUCGUUACCAUGCCUAAGAUAUCUUUUACAUCUUUGAAACUUAGGCCAGUUUAUUACCAAGAAUACCAACUUAUUGUGGAAACCGUUAUUUCUAAUGCCUGUGCUUGAUUCUGAGUUGUUUUCGAACAUAAACAUUGAGAUCUGCAAAGAAUACACAAUUUUUAUUAGCCUGCUUUCCAGUAGGUUUAUGAGAUCACCUGGCAUUCCAUGUGUCCAUUUGUGUGUCCCCGCUCAUCAACUUCACAACGCCUGGACCAAUAUGGACCAAAUCGGGAAAAUAAGCUUUCCAUUUGGUUUGCUGGAGACUUUGGAGGCUUGAACCCAAAUGUGGAAUGUCAUGGAGAAUUGCGUCUACUAUGUGAUAUUCGACACAGUGGUGAUGUUAUGGAUAUGGAGUUCUUGGAUCAGGAGAGAAUUGUGGCUGCUUCAUCCACAGGCAGUGUGACCAUAUUCCGGCAUCAUCAAAAUAGUCAAACUCUCUCUCUAAGCCAGAAAUGGGAGAAUGCACAUCACUAUGAUUCAUCCAAUGGGAGUGCAUCAUGCACUGGGAUAAUCUGCAAUAGCCCUGACAUUUUUACUGUUGGUGAAGAUGGCAGAAUAAAUAUGUUCACAGCUGAUCGUAAGGAAGCUGUACGUACCAUAGACAAUGCUGACAGCAGUACACUCCAUGCAGUAACUUGUCUUCGCACAACUGAGAUUGUAACAGUUAAUUCAAUUGGUCAGCUAAAAGUAUGGGAUCAUAGACAACAAGGAAAUGAACCUUCACAAAUACUUUCAAUGACAGGGGAGAGAAUUCCACUGCACUGUGUUGACAGGCAUCCCAGUCAACAGCACAUUGUAGCUACAGGUGGCCAAGAUGGAAUGUUGAGUAUUUGGGAUGUAAGACAAGGCACCAUGCCAGUAUUCUUGUUAAAUGCUCAUGAUGCAGAAUUGUGGGAAGUGCACUUUCAUCCUUCCAAUCCUGAUCAUCUGUUCACAUGUUCAGAGGACGGAUCUCUGUGGCACUGGGAUGCUUCCACUAAUGUGUCUGAAAGAAAACCUUUUCUUCAUACAGGUGGGCGAAGCACUACAUUUCUUUCUCACAGUGCAGCUAAUGAAUAUAUAAUAAAUGCCUGGCUAAGCAAUGAUCCUACUAAAGACCGCAUGGAGAUCACAAAUUUAAUUCCGAAUCCCACAUUAUCUGUUAAUACUUUAGAUGUUUUAGGAUCAUGUAUUCUAUGUGGAACUGAUGCAGAAUCUAUUUACGUUAAGAAGAACCUUUUUGCAUGAUCUUACUCUGGCAUAACAGGUCCAGCAGUUUAACUUUAAAUACUCGAAUUCAUAACCAUUUGGCGCAGCCAUGAUUAAACUAUAGGGACAUAACUUGAAAUUUACAUUAUAGCUUGAUUUUUACAUAAACUAUUGUCAAUUGUGCAUAGGUGACUUACACCUUUUUCCAAUAAAUUGUCUAAUUCUGAUUUUAAAGAGCAAGGGUAAUGUGACAGUUGUCAACAGGUCUCCAAAAACUAUGAAGAAGGAAAUUCAAAUGCUUUAGUACUCGUGGUAAUAGACCAAGUUCCUGAGCAAAAGCCUACUUAUGGGAAACCUGCUACAUAUAAAAGCAACGUUUAAGAUUUCUCAUUGAUGUAAGAAAAUUGCAAACAGUGGCAUCAGCCCUUAAAAGUAUUUAAGAGCACCUUCAUUUAAUAGUGCUUGCCUCUAAACACUCUCUAUCCUUAUUGAUAAAACCAAUAUUUGGCCUGUGGUAUAAAUUCCAUUUAGAGUGCCAACCUUUUAACUUGGAAGUAAAUAUUGUGGAUUUCAGUUUGGCUUAGUUCCAGUUGUGUGCUAAGGCUUAUUUCUUCUAUGACCUGAAGGGGGGGGGAAACUGCAUGUGAAACUAUUAAAUUGCCUGACUUCAUGUACCAUGUAUUGUUUUCAUAUUGUUAAUCUUUCACAAAAGUUGUUCACUUUGAAAGUAAUAAAACAAAGAUAGUUAAAAUUGUAUAGAGUUUAUGAACAUUAAAGCUGCCUUGUUAGA